CAGUUCGUCUUGCACAUCGAAAUAUUUCCAUGCGCCGACCACUUGUGUCACACUCCCUGCAUAUGAGAAGUAAAGAGUAGAUUGGCACCUUUACGACGAUAGGAUUGUCUCCGCUUCAAAUACAACAGAAAUAAUAUAUAUUUUUACGAGUUUGGUUUUUUGUUCUAAACUUGCGCCGCUUCUCUUCGGAUAUAUGUGCCUGCGCUCGGAGCCCGAAGCGCAGUCCCAGCCGGCGCUGACGAUGCCAUGCCCCGCAACCACAUCGGAGAUGAGGGUGGUACUGGGCUCUGGAUGAAGACAUCUCCGGGGGAUCGCGGCGAGGGAUGUGACUUGAAGGAUGUGGAGUCCGGCAGAAUGACGAUGAACAACGCGGUGAGAGCUGGGGACGGCUUACUGCCGGCUGGCUCUUCGCCGGCGACAACAGGUGCAGGGGGCACGGAGAACCUACUGGGCAAGCGGGGAGCUCGACUGAGCCUGCUGGGGAAGCCGAUCACCUACAGCCUGCAAGGUGGCCGGAAAACGGCGAGGUACCGGCGGCUUCAGAAUUACCUGUAUAACGUGCUGGAGAGACCCCGAGCAUGGGCGUUCGUGUACCACGCCUUCGUUUUCAUCUUGGUGUUUGGCUGCCUGGUCCUGUCUGUGUUCUCUACCAUCCCUGCCCACCAGGACCUCUCAUCUCACUGUCUCCUAAUCCUGGAGUUUGUGAUGAUAGUGGUGUUUGGCCUGGAGUACAUCAUCCGCAUCUGGUCUGCAGGCUGCUGCUGCCGCUACCGGGGCUGGCAGGGCCGUCUGCGCUUUGCCAGGAAGCCCUUCUGCGUCAUAGACAUCAUUGUGCUAAUUGCCUCGGUGGCUGUGGUGUCGGCGGGCAGCCAGGGCAACAUCUUCGCCACCUCUGCUCUGCGCAGCCUGCGCUUCCUGCAGAUCCUGCGCAUGGUGCGGAUGGACCGGCGGGGCGGCACCUGGAAGCUUCUGGGAUCAGUGGUCUACGCCCACAGUAAGGAACUCGCCACAGCCUGGUACAUUGGCUUCCUCGUUCUCAUCUUCUCCUCUUUCCUGGUGUACCUGGUGGAGAAAGAGUUCAACACAGAGUUUGCCACGUACGCUGAUGCUCUGUGGUGGGGCAUGAUCACCCUCACCACCAUUGGCUACGGGGAUAAGACCCCCCAGACAUGGACGGGCCGCCUGCUCUCGGCCGGGUUCGCCCUGCUGGGUAUCUCCUUCUUCGCCCUCCCCGCGGGGAUUCUGGGGUCUGGGUUUGCACUGAAGGUCCAGGAGCAGCACAGGCAGAAGCACUUUGAGAAGAGGAGGAACCCGGCUGCCAGUCUGAUCCAGGCCGCGUGGCGCCUGUACUCCACGGAUGGAGCCCGAUCAUACCUGAGCGCCACCUGGCAGUACUAUAGAGGGGUUUUCCCUUCUCUCAGCCAGAAGCUGAGCUUCAAGGAGCGCGUGCGGUUGGCCAGCCCCCGCGGCCAUAGCAUCAGGAGUCGCCAAGCCUCAGCUAGCGACCGGCGCUCCCCCGGACCCGAGGUGGCCGUGGAGGGAGCCAGUCCGGCCAAAGUGCAGAAGAGCUGGAGCUUCAAUGACCGCACCAGGUUCCGGCCCUCGCUCCGCCUCAAGAGCCAACCACGCGCCGCCUCUGAGGCGGAUGCCAGCCAGGGCGCCGAUGACGCCUUUGAUGACAAGGUGUGCCAGUGCGACAUGUCGGUAGUGGACCUGACGCCACCCCUCAAGUCUGUAAUCAGGGCUGUCAGGAUCAUGAAGUUUCAUGUGGCGAAGAAGAAGUUCAAGGAGACGCUGCGUCCGUACGACGUGAAGGACGUGAUCGAGCAGUACUCCGCGGGACACCUCGACAUGCUCUGUCGCAUCAAGAGCCUGCAGACACGGGUGGAUCAGAUUCUAGGGAAGGGCCACAUCCAGGCAGACAAGCGGAGCAGGGAGAAGGUCCACUCGGAGAGCGACGCCUUCGAUCACAUGAGCAUGCUGGGCCGCGUCUGUAAGGUGGAGCGGCAGGUCCAGUCCAUUGAAAGCAAGCUGGACUCCCUGCUGGACAUAUACCGGCAGGUUCUCCGCAAGGGUUCCUCCUCGGGGCUGCCCCUGUUCCACCUCGAGCAGACGUCUGACUACCAGAGCUCCACCCUCAGCAAGGACACCUCUUGCUCCACCAGCACCAGUGUGCCCCGGGGGCUGCAGCUGGUUCUGCCCAAGAACGAGCUCUGCCUUAACCUCAGCACCUCCCCAUGUGGAGCUCUCAGCUCCUCCUCCUUCAGCCCCUCUCCCCUGCCUCCCGAGAGCAGCACCACCAGCUCUCCUACACCUGUCCUUUCGCCCAACAGCCUCGCUACGACUCCAUUCUCCGACCUGCCCAAGCCUCGCCCUCACCACCCUUCCACCCCGUCCACUCUCCAGCUGCCUCCUCCCAAUGCUCUCACCCCCCACAGCUCAUGCGCAGUGGACCCCACAGACGCAGAGAGCGACCAUGGCGGGUUGCAGCUGAGGAACAAGCCUAGUGCCAAGGAGGAUGGGUCCUGGAGGAGGCAUACCAGCCUGGAGAUGGGGCCCCUGGUUGCGUUGUCCCCUGGCCCUGCGGACCGCAGCCUGGGAAAGUCUCUUUCGGUCCAGAACUUCCUAGGUGUGGAUGUAGAAUGCUGCUCCAAACCCUCCUCAUCCUACAGCAACAGAGACUUCAAUAUCAGUCUCCACAGCAGCCAGGGUCUGCCCACCAGCGAGUGGGAGAAGGUGGAGCUGAUCAUCAGCGACCAGGACAUGAACAUGCUAGCGGAGAGCUCGGACUUCCUGGCACAGAGGACCACGGAUUCCGCCUCCCCAUCUGGACCACUGGGGGUCACAAAAGCACCUUCGGCUCUGGGCCUGGCUGUCGACACCCAGAGCAUUUCCCACGUGCGGCUAAAAUAGCGUCACCAUAGCAGUUUGCAUUUUUAAUGCCGGGGGGUGCUUUUCUCUUUCCAUUUUGCUCCGAGAUAGUUUAAAAAUCCCUGUAAUUCAUUUGUUGACCACCCACCACUGCAUGGACUAAUCCUUCCUCUAGGGGGCAACGAAGGGACAGACCCAAGACACCUGACAGGAGCUGUGGCGUCAGCCCUGCAUGAGCACUGCAUGUUUACAGCUCGGUGGCGCAUUGCAUUACUUACCAGCCUGUUCAGCUUGUUUCCUGACACUGGGUUCCUAGCUUUGCAUGAGUCUUAGGAAUGACGUAUGCAUCAGGGGCGGGUCAGGCGUCGACUGUGGAAACUAGGCUGUGAGACACUGCUUAUCUGCUUUUCACCACCAGGGGGAGCUAAGGCUCCUUCCAAUUUGCCCCCCCCCCCCCCCCCCCCCCACAGCUUAAUUAAGUUCUAAUUAAGUUCUUAAUUAUGUCUUAAUGCUGGAAAAGAGUAGAAGGAAAGGUAGCCCAGCAGGAUGGUGCAGGGGCAUAUACAGGGGUGGGGUCACAGAGGUACCAGCCCCAGAUGAAAGCUGAUUGGCCCCCUGAGUGACCGCUCCCCUGUCACUCAAUGAUUCAAAACAUAUAAUAUAAUGGCUAAUGUUCAGGUUGGCCCCUCUUCAGAUUGGCUCCCACCCUAAAAAAUCCCAGAAUUGCCCCAGGGAUGGUGUUAUACAGAGGGCCAGAAAAUGUCUUCAGUGGCAUGUCUCCUCUAUUCUAGAUCCAGUAGAAGUGAGCACCAGGAGGGUUACUGUCACAUUUAAUUCGAAAUUUCUUCUUGGUCUGGAAUGGCCCAUCAGUCACAUGAGUUGUCAGCUGUCGUCCACUCUGCGGGUUUCAUCGACUGACAUGGCAGACAUAGAGUGCAAUUUGCUGGAUUCCCAGGGCAGAACCACAGUAGGUGUCGCCACUAGACGGAAGAAGGAAAUAAACACGGCUCCAAGCACUGGCUGAUUCUGUGGUCUCUGGGCCUCGCUGACUGGGGAACCUCUGGAGAGGCCCUAACUUAUAAUUUUGUUGUUGUUUUUUUACCCAAACCAAUCCUUUAAAUUGCUUGCUCACUCCGGCCAUUCUGAUAUUUUAGGUUAUUGAUAAAUUAUAACAUGCAUUUAAAGAUUCGAGCUUUUGCACGACAUUUAGGUAAAUCUGCGUUAUGGGGAUUUUGGAGAAUAUAAGCAUAAAAUCCAUGAGGUGAAUGGUGAGGAAUGUGGUGGAAAUGAAAAUCACCUUAUGCAGGAAAUAGUUGAACACUUCCUGUAGAAAAAUAGCCAAAGCGAAGCUAUAAGGAAAUGAGCCAAGAUCACAGGGUGAAUUUAAGACCCCCAUCCUAGGAUUGAUUUUCUCUGUGCGGGUCUGUAGACAUUUUCCCACAACCCCGAGACGCUCAAGGCCUUUACUACUGGGCAAAUGGUUCAUACAUAAACACUGCUAAGGAGCAGUCGAGUCACAGAACAUAACUGGCACCGUUUCACUGGGAAGGGAACGGACCAGAACAUCACGGGUAACAGCCUCAUUAGUGCCUCCUAGGGAUAUAUCAGGCAUCUCUCGUCAUUGGCCUGUGGUGAGUGAUGUUCCAUGUGACUGACCAUUGCUUGAUAGGUUAUUGAAGGAGCACAUGUUUCGGUGACCUCAAAAUUGUUCGCAUGCACAAAGGGUAUGGGAGCGAUUCAGAAAGUGACCUGCAAGAGACAAUUGGAGAUGAUUAAUGACAGCUGAAAAUAGUGGAGAACGUGAGAACAUGUGAGUAUGUGUGAUAGAAGGCUGUUGCUUCCAAAAGCACACAUCCUGUUGAAUGUAGUUUCAUUGUUAUUCAUUUGUUCUCACAGUUCAAAUAAAAAAAUGGUACCUUAGCUAGAAAAGUCACACUUGUUCCCAAAAAAAUCAGCUAUAGGGAUAUAAACGAUUGUUUUGUAUUAUUUAUUACAUGUUUUUUUGUUAAUAACAAAACACUGUAGUCUUAAAUGUUUUUUUUUACUGAAUGGGGCUCAUUUAGAUUCCAUAAUUUACUGCUGACGUAUCAUUUUUGUAUAUGACGCAUUCUGAUAUUGGAAUAUUCGCUGUAUGAUCACCUAAUACGUGUGGGACAGUUCUGCGUGUUGUCAACCCCUCAAAGUGAGAGAGACUGUCGCGGUACCCGGAAGCACAAUUACUGAUUUGAAGCGACCUACGGGCGAGCGGUCAGUGACCUUAAUAAUACACCAUAGCGGCAGAAAAGUAACGUAUAUGGCCAUAUACUCAGCGCAGUCAACUCCAAGGAAUAACAAUCAGCAGAUAGAUCAUGGAAUCCUUUAAAGGAAAUAUUGCUUUAAAGCUUUGCCUGCCGAUUAAAAUGAUAAAAGUAUACAAACUAUAUACAGUUUAUACUUUUUUAUUUUCCCGUUUUUGUAGUAAAUGCUUGAAGGUGCCUUUCAUGUAAAAUAUUAACAGUAUGUUAUUUUUUCCACGGCUAGCUUUAAAUUUGAAUGGGGAUAGUUUUGUAGGUUUCUAAUGUUAUGUAUAAUUUUAGAAAAUCUAAAAUCUUCUAAACAAUCAACAUGUUUUUUUCACACGUACAAUAAUUUAUUUCACAAAAUUGGCUUUAAUGGCAAUGGGGACUUUUUACUUUUUUGUUCAGGCUUAAUGUAAUUUAUUUUAAGGAGGUACGUGCACGUACAAGGUACAUUGAGUAUGUGAUAUUGUCAUUAAUUUUCGCCAUGAUACUUUAAUAAAUCGAGAAAUUUAAACAA
Messenger RNA from Brienomyrus brachyistius, 5667 nucleotides. RefSeq names its product potassium voltage-gated channel, KQT-like subfamily, member 5a (gene kcnq5a). The record is from RefSeq and is a predicted model, not a curated record. Gene Ontology annotation, biological process: potassium ion transport; transmembrane transport. Lineage: Eukaryota; Metazoa; Chordata; Actinopteri; Osteoglossiformes; Mormyridae. Bases 247 to 2913 code for a protein of 888 amino acids. Gene Ontology annotation, cellular component: membrane. Gene Ontology annotation, molecular function: voltage-gated potassium channel activity. The transcript has 13 exons.